This is a messenger RNA of Moesziomyces antarcticus, 2088 nucleotides long. RefSeq lists its product as uncharacterized. Lineage: Eukaryota; Fungi; Basidiomycota; Ustilaginomycetes; Ustilaginales; Ustilaginaceae. The record is from RefSeq and is a predicted model, not a curated record. The coding region runs from base 1 to 2088 and encodes 695 amino acids. The transcript has a single exon.
AUGGCGCAGCUGCCUCAUCACCCGCCCUCACACUCGACCUCGAACUAUCCCACACCACCGCACACAAUCCACUCAGCCCUGCCUUCGCUCCGUCAACCUUCCUCGGCACCAGGCACGACCGCAUGCUUCAAGCCGCUUCCUUGCGUACCCAACGACGUCGAUGCGGAUGACGACGGCCCGGAACUCGUGUUUCAUCGACCUUCCCUCGCCCGCGACCACGACGCUCCUAUCGAGUCCGACCUCUCGAGCCCUUCCGCGAGCAGCACCGCCUCGUCGUCCAUGCAGGCCGACUGGCACGAGACCUCGCUCCGCAACCACGUCGCCAAACUUCCCAUCGAGUUCGCCGACUUUGACCUCUCGCAAACCGAACAGCCCAGCGUCUUUGGCCUCCGACGCCGCAUCGUAGCCGCCGCGAUCGAUCACGUCGCUGAGCGAUCCGACUCUUCAUCUGACAAACGACAUCAGGCCCGCCAGUUCCAAGAACAGGGGCUAGGCGACUGGCUCGCCGCGCACACCCCCACCACGAACCAAUGGAAGGACAAGAUCCUGCGCAAGAAGAAGUCGCUCGGCUUUCGACACGCCAAAUCGGCCAAAGCCACACAGACGAACGCCGGCUCGAUUCACGACUCGAUGCUCGGCACGGCAUCGCCGCCGUCCGAGUCGAGCGCGCGUAGCCGCUCCGUCUCGGUCACCGGCUCCACCUCGUCGCACGACAAGAUGCUCCGGCGCGACAAGGAACUCGCACAGCGCGAGGCCAACUUUGACCUGGUCGUGCUCAGCCGCUUCGAGACCGCCGAGCUCAAGAUGACCGUCUACACCGAGCAUCGACGCGGAUCCUGGGUGGUGCAGGGCCCGGCGCCUCAGGGCGCAAAGGUGCUCGACGAGCCGCCGCUCGUCUUCAGUCCGUGGGACUGCCAGAUCGACAGCCGCGCCAUUGUGGAGCGCAAGAAGCUGCGCUCGUUUAUCGAGCUCAGCGACACCACGUGUGCCGUGCGCUGCACCACGUGCACCAGUGCACACCGUCAGCGUCUGGGUCACGCCCACGACGGCGAUGGCGGUAUGGGAUGCAAGCAUUGCCAGGGCACGGGAGCGGUUCGGACGACGUAUGUCGUGUGCGUGACGCUGCGGCAGACGACGUUUUUGCCGCUCAUGCUGCCGGUGCGCCACCGCGCAGGCAAACACCAGGACGCAUUUCGCACCUACUUGCCGCGGACGAACAUGGCCAUGUCGCAUGUGGAUGUGCUGCGCAUGCGCUCGCUCGAAGCGGUGCGCUCGUGUGCGCUGCGGGUGGGACGCGUGCACUGGCGCGAGCACGACGCGCGGCUGCUCGUGGCCAAGGCGGUGCUGGAGCGCCGGAGCUGCAGCAAUGUCGCGGUGAUCAACCGCACCAACGGCCGCUUCCGCACGUUUGACAUUACCGACGGCGGCUUUGUGCGCGGCCAUCCGAACGCAGCACUCACGGAAGAGGAGAGCCGCAUUGCCGAGAUGCCCGAGCUGGGCGACGCGCUCGCCAGGCUGCCGGUGACGGCGGUUAUGCACCCGGAGGCGACGCACCGGUUCGUGGACCUGGAGCUGGUGGACAUGGCGCGAUCCAAGCAGCUCUCGAUCGAGACGCGCUCUGAUCCGAGCUCCCCGAGCAUCGCCGCGUCUGGUGGCAGCACCGACGAGUCGUACUCGCCGUCGGCGUUUUCGUUCUUCCAGCGCGCGGGCGAGAUGGCGAGGCUCGGCGGCAGCAGCUCGCGCGACUCGGCGACGCAGGGCGGCAGCCGCGACCGCACUGUAUCGCAGACGGACUCUACCGACUCGCGGCGCACAGGCACGGACGAGGCGGAGACGGCACGCAGCGGAUCGGGUUCGCGCUGGCAGCUGCCGCCGCUCAAUCUGGCGGCCUCGACGCAGUCGCCCGUGUUGAGCGCGGGCGCGGAGCCAGUGCCACUGCAGAGCGUCCAGGAGCCGCCGGCGGUGGGCAGCAUGUCGGCGACGCGCAAGGCGUGGACCAAAUAUGCGCCCUCGUCUCCAGCGCUGAGCGCGACGGCAGCAGGCGCCCGCCCGGCCGUGGCCAGCACGCGUGCGCGCAUUGGCGCCUGA